AUGACCGUCCCGGGGCACUCUGUACCAGCAGCCACGGACCCGCUCUCUCUUCACAGGACCACCCACGUCCCAACCCAGACUCCACUCCAAGCGCAAAGCACGAACGGCGUGGGGCAAAAGUGGCAGCGCAACCUAUCCAGCAUCACCGACGGGGAGGCAAAGCCGAUGGGUCGCACCACCAACACCAUCGCCACAACUGUCUCUACUGUCCACAGCUGGCGCGAGUUCGCCCAGAGAAACUCGAGGGAGCCGCUGCCGCCGAUGAGACACGCCCACGCGGAAGACGAAUGCAUGAUCAAGGCGUUCGACAACAAGAAUUUGCGGGGUGGCGCGGUACAGAGCGCAAGGAAGGAGCUGUGUGCGGGUUCGACAUCAGAUUGGAAGAUUGCCGCCCCGAAGGAGCUGUUCCCAGUUCUGCAGCCGGAGGUCUCGGCUCCCAGAGAGCUAUUCCCAGUCUUGCAGCCGGGGGUCUCGGCUCCCAGAGAGCUCUUCCCAGAUGCAAGACAGAGCCCUGUAGAGCCAAAGGGGUUUGAUGAGCCAGAGCAAGUACGCAAGAGGAAGAGCAAGGAAUUAUUCAUGUAUCUUGUAGUUGAAAAGGAUGACGAGACUGAGCACCAGUCAAAGAGAUCGAAUCCCGCCCGUCUACGAUCAAAUACUGCGCCAGCGCAGCUACCUCCCCCAACCUCACCUACUGGUCCAGUCCUUGCUAGAAUCUCCCCACCAAAAUUUCCCGUGGCACCCGUGACUAUCUCGAUCCAGGCGUGCUCACAACCCUUUAGAGCAGAAUCAACGAGUCCGACAACGACGCAACCCGAAUCAAGCAGCCCGGCCAGACCAGACGCUAUCUCAGCCCCAGCUCAGCCAGAACUUAAGUCAAAGGACGCCUCCAACAUCGUCCACUCCGAGCCAAGCACGCCAGUUCCAACCCCGACACCGCCAGAGCGAGCAAGCACCCUACGCUCUCGUCCAGAAACCAGCGAUCAGGUGGCCAGACGAUUCAUUUGCGCGGGUCUGGGAAUGCGACUGCCAAAGAGAUCGCAGGAUGAGAUUGAGAAGCAAAAAGAGAGUAUGGAGCUGAGGCGCAAGCAGAGGGAGGACAGAGAGCGAAAUGGUAGUGUGCAGGCAUGGAAUACCCUGAGGAAGGUAGAGGCGCCGAAACCAACGUGUAAUAGAGUUGAGGCGAGAUAG
Drepanopeziza brunnea f. sp. 'multigermtubi' MB_m1 is the source of this 1188-nucleotide messenger RNA. RefSeq lists its product as uncharacterized. NCBI's taxonomy places the organism in Eukaryota, Fungi, Ascomycota, Leotiomycetes, Helotiales, Drepanopezizaceae. The record is from RefSeq and is a predicted model, not a curated record.